AUGACACCGCACGCCGAUGACCCAUCUACUCCAGCCAAUGGCAGAUACAACGGCCCUUAUAAAGGCCACCAAACGAUCGGACACGCGAACAACGGCGUCAGGCAUGCCCCGUUAAGCGGAGGGAAGAGCCGUUCGCAUCUCCGGUAUACGGCAGAGACCGAGCUACACGACCUCGUCUGCGUCGGAUUUGGCCCUGCAUCGCUCGCCAUCGCCGUUGCUCUGCAUGAUGCGGUGGAUGGAGCUGAAGGGGCCUCUGGACUUCCUAGCCUGCAUGGAAGCCCUCCAAAGGUUGUUUUCCUUGAGAAACAGCCGCAGUUUGCGUGGCAUGCAGGCAUGUUGCUCGAGGGCGCCAAGAUGCAGAUUACCUUCCUCAAGGACAUGGCAACCCUACGUAACCCUCGAAGCGAGUUUACUUUCAUCAACUAUCUGCACAAGAACAACCGGCUGGUGGAUUUUACGAAUCUGAGCACCUUUCUCCCGCAGAGGGUCGAAUAUGAAGACUAUAUGCGAUGGUGCUCGAAAUGGUUCGACGAGGUUGUGAGCUACAGUCAGGAAGUCGUAGAAGUGCUACCGGAGAAGACUACUAAAGGGGAGCAUUCUGUUCCCUCUUUCACGGUUGUAUCGAGAAACAUCAACACUGGAGAAACGACUACCCGGCGGACGCGUCACGUGGUCAUCGCAACAGGUGGGAGGCCUCAAAUUCCAAGAUCAUUGCCUCAGUCGCAUCCGCGAGUGAUCCACUCGUCCCAAUACUCUCUUACCAUACCUCGGAUCUUCCGAGAUCCUCAGCAUCCCUACAGAUUCGCAAUCAUCGGCGGUGGUCAGAGUGCCGCUGAAAUUUUCGAGAAUCUCAACUCGCACUACCCAAACUCGACCACACGGCUGCUGAUCAAGCAUUCGGCGCUGCGACCUAGCGACGACUCGCCGUUCGUCAACGAGAUCUUCAAUCCAUCUCGCGUCAAUGACUUCUACAAGCAGUCCGCUAGCAUUCGUGCCGCUUCGAUCGCCGAAGACCGCAACACCAACUACGGCGUUGUGCGGCUCGAGCUCCUGGAACGUAUAUACGAGGAGCUGUACAUCCAGCGCAUCCGCUACGCCAGCGAGGAAGACUGGCCUCGCCGCAUCCUCCCUCACCGAACCGUGACGGCUAUCGAUGAUUCUCCGGUCCGCAAGGGUGGCGUGCGACUGCAUGUUCAUAACGAGAGUGGCAACUUCCUCGUCGAUGGCGCUCUGGGUGACGAGGUGAUGGACGUCGAUGCUGUGCUCGUUGCUUCGGGCUACAGGCGUGAUGCGCAUGAGGAUAUACUGCAGAACGCUAGGCAUCUUAUGCCUGGCGGCGACCGGCCUGACAACAACUGGACAGUGGGUAGGGACUACAGGGUUGAGUUUGAAAAAGGAGCUGUUGCUUCUGAUGCGGGCGUUUGGUUGCAGGGUUGCUGCGAGAGCACCCAUGGUUUGAGUGAUACCCUCCUUUCCAUUUUGGCCUGCAGGGCUGGACAUCUCGUGGAUUCCAUUUUCGGCAGCGCUGUCAAUGAUGGCGACGCGAUUCUUGAGGGAAACGGCGUUAAUGGUCACGCAGAGACCAACGGUGUCAAUGGACAUGUCGAGACGAACGGCAUGGCCCUAACCAACGGUGUUCACUAG
This is a messenger RNA of Coniosporium apollinis CBS 100218, 1644 nucleotides long. RefSeq lists its product as uncharacterized. The coding region runs from base 1 to 1644 and encodes 547 amino acids. Gene Ontology annotation, biological process: intracellular iron ion homeostasis. The transcript has 3 exons. The record is from RefSeq and is a predicted model, not a curated record. NCBI's taxonomy places the organism in Eukaryota, Fungi, Ascomycota, Dothideomycetes.